CGUACACCGCUCGCGCACAUCUGCACCACAGAUCCGACGACCAAAUCGAAUCGAUCCUUUUCGUUCAGCCCUCAGUCCUUCGAUCAGCGUGCGUCGUUAUUCACAAUCUAUUGGCUAGAUUCAUUCUUUGGUCAACAGCUUCUUCUCAAUCGUUUGUCCAGAAUAAUCGAUCCUCUUCAGAAUCGUUCAGCCCCUUCAUUCAUUCAGGAAAGGAAAUGUGGGGCGUACGCCUUGCCAGGCCGAGGCGGUACAAGGGGGUUGAGGUGGUGAGGCAAAACUAAGACAGUAGCCUAUGCCACGACGAAUACCGAUGCUAUUGAAGUAGUCAAGGGAAGGCAAUGAUUCCUUGGUUCAAUGUUAGGUACAGGUACACUUUCCCACUCAAUUUUAUCCUUUGAUAAUGGGCUAACACUUUUUAUAGCUUUUCUACCUUUUCUUUACAGUAUAGGUUCAGAGACAAUAUGUAGCGUGGUUAAUAGGUUAAUAUGCAACUUCAUAUAACCUCAAGACUAACUAAAACCAUGGAUUGCUUUGAGAUGGCAAUGAGUUUUAGUUCCACUUUGGACCAUUUUAGAGGUCUCAUAUCUGGCCAUAAGGACAGGUUGUCUGGACAACUACAAAAUGGAAUGGAGAAGUUACUGGAGUUUUUUCCCCAACGAGAUUAUAGAGGGGGCAUUGUGAGUUACUGUCAAGUUGAAAGCUUUAGUAAUGUACUUGUCCACAAAUGUUUUUCAAGAGUGCAGCUCUACUUGGCUAUUGUUGGCACUACGUAACAACACUUGAUAAAGAUUCUGCCAUUAAGCAUAGUACCCUCAAGGAUGUGGCUUGUGGUAGUCUAAACAGAAUAUGAGAAUAACUUCAAAAGGCACGAUUAUCAACAAUCCUCUUGGGGAAAUAGGUACUUUGAUAGCUCGUGUUUCAGUAAAUCCCUCGUAGAAAAAAGAAGCCCCUGCCCCUUUUAAAGUUUCUGCAUCCUUGGCUAAGCAAGAAUCUUUAGUCCAUGUAUUAGUUCACAGCCUAUCUAUUAUCUAGAAUCUAAAGUUCUUAGUAGAGAAUCAACACAUGAUAAGUAACAAAAUGUUAUUCUUGAU
This is a messenger RNA of Cuscuta campestris, 1091 nucleotides long. NCBI's taxonomy places the organism in Eukaryota, Viridiplantae, Streptophyta, Magnoliopsida, Solanales, Convolvulaceae. The record is from the annotation of a GenBank genome assembly.